Messenger RNA from Styela clava, 480 nucleotides. RefSeq names its product zinc finger BED domain-containing protein 5-like. Lineage: Eukaryota; Metazoa; Chordata; Ascidiacea; Stolidobranchia; Styelidae. The record is from RefSeq and is a predicted model, not a curated record.
AUGGCCAUUUACAGAUUUGAUGCCAUCAAACCAAUUCUUAUUGAGCAUUUGGAAAACCUUAUCACGGAGUUUGAUCGCUAUAUUCCGGACAGAAAUCUGACAUGUCAGCUGUGGGUCAGAAAUUCUUUUCUGGCAAAAGUUGACGACUUAUCAGAGGAUAUUGCAGGACUUCAGGAAGAGUUUAUUGACCUGCAUCACGACCAGUUCCAUCGACAACUUUUGUCCACAGCUUCGCUUGGGAAGUUUUGGACUUUGGUUAAAAAGGAAAAGCCAAUGAUUGGAAGCGAAGCAAUGACUUUUCUGCUGCCAUUUGCGACCACUUAUCUUUGCGAGCAAGGAUUUUCGGCACUGGCGGCCAUUAAAACUAAGGCUCGCAAUCGCCUUGAUCCUGGUGACGACAUGCGUAUUGCACUCAGCAAAAUAGAGCCGUGCAUUGAAGAUAUAUUGGAAGAAAGAUCUCAGUUUCAUCAAUUGCACUGA